AUGGCGUCUGAUUCCCCCCGAACCCGCGUCGAUCAGUUUUACGCUUCCAGGAAGAGGAAACCCGCGUCUCCCAGUUUGAAGCACGGAAAAUCGGAAAAAGAUGCGAGGAGCAAAAUUGAAGUGUCCCCCAGCGCGAAAGCCACGCUAGACAGUUUCUUGGUGAAUUCGUCGCAGGAGGAGAAGCGUGGUGCCAAUGCCAAGCCUUCGCUCCCGGUGGCUAGGCAAGACCCAGUCAAGAGAAACCUCGCACCGGAGAUUAAUAGGAUAUCCGGAAACGAAGGAAGUCAGCGGCCGCCUUCUUCUUCUGUGGUGCUUGAAAAGGUUGAGAAGGAAAAGUCUCAAGGUUCAUCCAAUGUGGGAAAUGUUGCACCUCAAGGUGUUGCGAAGAGCUGCUCCCUUUCGGGGAAUAUUGCAGAGAACUCGGAACUGAAACAGUUUGCAACUGAUUUUUUGUCUCUGUAUUGCAGUGAACUUCAAUCAACUGCAACUUCACCAUCAAAGCCUUUGACAAGGUUGAAUGAGCGCAAGAGACAUGGUGGACCGGGUGAAGAGGAUGAGACUCCUGAAAAGAGGCAAUGUGUGUCUAUUCAGUGGCGUGGAGAAGGAGCAGCUGCAUGCUCCAUUGAGAAGCAGGCAGAAGAUAGGCAAUCUGGUUGUAUUCUUAAAAAAGUUGCUUCGGUUUUGAAUGAAGCUAGAGAGGUAGCUGCUGGCAGUGGUUCCAAUCAAGCAAGCUUGAGAAAAUGUAACAGUGGGUUCAAACCAAUUGUAAAUAGGGCUGAAUUCAGCACGCCAGGGUCCUCUGUUGUUAAAGCACGUGCAACUGAAAUACCCAAAUCUGCACGUGGAAGCUCCAUGUUUUCUCCAGGAGAGGCGUUCUGGAAUGAGGCAAUUGAAGUUGCUGACAGUUUAUUUGGUGAAGUUGAUAAUCCUCUUGCCAGGGCUGUAGAAGGUGUAACUAGUGGAAAUUGUUGUGACAAGUCUGAGGAAGAGCCAGACAAGGCCAGCUGCAGAAGUUGGCAGGUGGAGAAUGGCGGUUCUUUGGAGUUAAUUAGGAAGCAUUUAAAAAAUUCAGUUAAGCAAGUGUCUCCCCUGCCUGUCAAGCAUCUUGACUUUUUGUGCGAGGACGGGAACUUGGAUGGAACUACUGUCCAUUGUGCUACAGAUAAUCCAGACAGUUUGCAGAAGAGUUGUGAACUGUCUGAAUCUGGUUCUCUAAGUAUCAAAGUGUCACAAAAAGCCAGUGUUGCAUGUGAAAAUGUACCGCAUACCAACAAAGAGAUGCAUAAAGCACCAGAAACCAUAUCUUGUCCUACUACCUCAAGAAAUACAGAUUUGUUGAAUCAAAAUGCUGACAAAGCUAUAUGCAAUUCGCCAGGGGAUCAAAUUAGAAACUUAACUGCGAUAAAUGAAUGUCCUGGAGCCGAAACUCCUACAAGUUUUCUGCCACUUAAAGACCGGUUAGAUCUUAGCAAUUGGCUUCCGACAGAGAUAUGCAGCGUAUACAAGAGGAAAGGAAUUUCAAAACUUUAUAAUUGGCAGGUUGAUUGCCUUCAAGUUGAUGGUGUUUUACAGAGAAGGAAUCUUGUUUACUGUGCAUCCACAAGUGCUGGAAAAAGCUUUGUAGCAGAAAUUUUGAUGUUGAGACGGGUGCUUUCAACUGGAAAAAUUGCUCUUCUUGUGCUUCCCUAUGUGUCAAUUUGUGCAGAGAAGGCAGAACAUCUGGAGGGGAUUCUGGAGCCACUUGGUAAGCAUGUUCGAAGUUAUUACGGAAACCAAGGUGGUGGAACACUUCCAAAAGAUACUUCUGUAGCUGUUUGCACCAUAGAAAAAGCAAACUCGUUAAUAAACAGAUUGCUGGAAGAAGGCCGUCUAUCAGAGAUUGCAAUAGUGGUGAUAGAUGAACUACACAUGGUUGGUGAUCAGCACAGGGGUUAUCUCUUGGAACUGUUGUUGACAAAACUUCGGUAUGCUGCUGGGGAAGGAAAUUCUGAAUCUAGUAGUGGAGAAAGCUCAGGCACGAGCAGUAAGGGUGAUCCUGCUCAUGGUCUGCAAAUUGUUGGAAUGAGUGCAACUAUGCCAAAUGUGGCAGCAGUUGCUGACUGGUUACAAGCGGCGCUGUACCAGACCGAAUUUCGACCUGUUCCACUACAGGAAUAUGUUAAAAUUGGCAAUACAAUUUAUGACAAGGAAAUGAAUGUUAUUAGAACAAUUCCUCGGGCAGCUGACCUUGGCGGUAAAGAUCCGGACCAUAUUGUGGAAUUAUGCAAUGAGGUUGUUCAAGAGGGGCACUCGGUGCUAAUAUUUUGCUCGAGUCGAAAAGGAUGUGAAUCAACUGCAAGGCAUGUGUCAAAAUAUCUGAAGCAGUAUUCUGUUACCAGUCACGAAGACAGUGAGUUUGCUGAUACUGCUUCAGCUAUUGAUGCAUUGCAAAGAUGUCCUGCUGGAGUGGAUCCUAUAUUAGAAGAAACACUACCUUCUGGUGUUGCCUAUCAUCAUGCAGGCCUUACGGUUGAGGAAAGGGAAAUUAUUGAAACAUGCUACCGCAGAGGCCUUUUACGGGUGUUAACUGCUACGUCUACCUUAGCUGCUGGAGUUAACCUGCCUGCAAGGAGGGUCAUUUUUCGACAACCCAGAAUAGGCCGUGAUUUCAUUGAUGGGACAAGAUAUAAACAGAUGGCUGGCAGAGCUGGUCGGACUGGAAUAGAUACUGCAGGAGAAAGUGUACUGAUUUGCAAGCCGGAUGAGUUAAAAAGAAUUAUGGGACUUCUCACUGAAAAUUGUCCACCAUUGCAAUCUUGUCUUUCUGAAGAUAAAAAUGGAAUGACUCAUGCCAUUUUAGAAGUGGUGGCUGGGGGAAUUGUUCAAACCGCUAAUGACAUUCACCGAUAUGUUAGAUGUACUCUUCUCAAUUCUACGAAACCGUUCAAGGAUGUUGUUAAAUCGGCACAGGAUUCUUUACGGUGGCUGUGCCACAGAAAGUUUCUUGAAUGGAAUGAAGAAACUAAGUUAUACAGCACGACACCUCUUGGACGUGCAGCUUUUGGCAGUUCUCUAUGUCCAGAAGAAUCGCUUAUUGUACUUGACGAUCUUUCUAGAGCGAGAGAAGGAUUUGUGCUCGCAUCUGAUUUGCAUUUAGUGUACUUAGUUACACCAAUCAACGUUGAUGUUGAGCCAAACUGGGAACUAUACUAUGAAAGGUUCAUGGAAUUGUCAGCUCUUGACCAGUCUGUUGGAAAUCGAGUUGGAGUUUCUGAGCCUUUUUUAAUGCGUAUGGCACAUGGGGCACCAAUGCGCACUUUGAGCCGAACCAUGGAUGAUGCGAGAAAGAAUCGCGGCAAGCUUGAUAGCCGCUCUGGGGUUAUUAACAGAAGUAUGAUGUCAGACGAGCAGACACUACGAGUUUGCAAAAGAUUUUAUGUUGCUCUCAUCUUGUCAAGGCUAGUGCAGGAAGUACCUGUUGGUGAGGUUUGUGAAGCUUUCAAGGUUGCUAGAGGUAUGGUUCAAGCAUUGCAAGACAAUUCUGGAAGAUUUGCAUCCAUGGUUUCAUUGUUUUGUGAAAGACUCGGAUGGCAUGAUCUGGAGGGUUUGGUUGCCAAAUUCCAGAAUCGUGUUUCAUUUGGAGUGAAAGCAGAGAUUGUGGAGCUUACUACUAUACCGUACAUUAAGGGUUCUCGAGCAAGAGCACUAUACAAAGCAGGCUUGCGUACUCCCCUUGCUAUUGCUGAAGCAUCUAUUCCUGAAAUUGUCAAAGCUCUUUUUGAAUCUUCAUCAUGGGCUGCUCAAGAGGGCUCAGCGCAAAGGCGCAUGCAGUUGGGAAUUGCGAAGAAAAUCAAGAAUGGUGCACGCAAGAUUGUCCUGGAGAAAGCUGAAGAGGCAAGGGCUGUUGCAUUCUCAGCUUUCAAAUCGCUUGGGCUCAGUGUCCCACAGUUCUCUAGACCUUUAUUACCAAAUAAUUCUGGAAACCUUGCUGAACAAGGAGAUGCAAGAACCUGUUCCGGGAGUGGCACAGACAUCUUACCUGGUUUAGAAAAGCAAGAUCAUACUGCAUCUAAAUUGCCCACAUCAUGUGCGACUUCUGGUGAAUUUGCUUCAGAAAGUGGAGGAGGGAAGUUGAUAAAAUCUUUGUGUGCUGGAAUAGCAACACCUGCAGAAGCAAACUCAACUGGUACCCUGCAGUGGGACUUUGAUGCUGAACAUUCUAAGGUACCAGUGGUAAACUCCACAAUCCCCAGCAAGGAGCUUGAUGGUAUCAGCAUUUGUAGCAAAAAUGCACCUUUAAUGCUUUCUGAGAGGAAUACUGGUGGCCCAGUGCGUGAACAAUGCGAUCAAGGUAAUCUAUACAGUGAGAAUAAGGACAUUGUCUGUGAGAAGGGUCCUAUUAAUGCGAGCAAUACUGAUGGUGGAUUUGAUUCUUUCCUGGAUCUUUGGGAAAAUGUCCGUGAAUUUUACUUUGAUAUUCACUAUAGUAAACGUUCAGAAGUGAAUUCUCUCUACCCAUUUGAAGUACUUGGCAUCGCCAUCUGUUGGGAAAAUUCUCCUGUUUACUAUGUCAAUCUUCCUAAGGAUUUAUUGCAUUGCAGCCAAAGCAGUGACUGCUCGCCCAUGACUCUUCCUGGUGGGAAGAGAAAUGUUCAACUUCCUGAGAAUUGGUUGGAGAUAGUUAGACAGAGAUGGAAUAGGAUUUGUGAAAUCAUGGGUAAAUUGGAGGUCAAAAAAUUUACUUGGAAUUUAAAAGUUCAGAUUCAGGUGCUCAAGAGUGCUGUCAUUUGCAUUCAGAGAAUUGGUUGCCUGAAUCUGUCUGGCACAAAUAUGGGCCCUGAAUCGAUAGACAGCUCGCACUUAUUACUGUCUCCUAUGACUAUUAAAGAAGGAAUUGAUAUGUGUAUUGUAGCAUGGAUUCUUUGGCCAGAUGAUGAGAGAAGCUCCAACCCAAACCUGGAGAAGGAAGUUCGGAGAAGAUUAUCAAGCGAGGCUGUUGCCUCGGCUAAUAGAAGUGGCAGGUGGAAGAAUCAGACACGCAGAGCAGCCCAUAAUGGUUGCUGUCGCCGAGUUGCACAAACAAGAGCCCUGUAUUCCGUUCUUUGGAAGCUGCUUAUUUCUGAGGGACUCAUUGAAGCUCUAACGAAUAUUGAGAUGCCACUGGUCAAUGUCUUGGCAGACAUGGAGCUAUGGGGGAUAGGUGUUGACAUGGAGGGAUGUCUUCAAGCACGUACUGUACUGGGGAAAAAACUAAGGUGUCUUGAAAGGAAGGCUUAUGAGCUGGCUGGCAUGACAUUUUCCCUGUAUACAGCAGCUGAUAUUGCAAAUGUGCUUUAUGGACAUUUGAAGCUGCCCAUACCAGAAAGACACAAUAAAGGGAAACAACAUCCGAGUACGGACAAGCAUUGUUUGGAUUUAUUAAGACAUGAGCACCCUAUUAUUCCAGUUAUCAAAGAGCACCGGACAUUAGCAAAGCUUUUGAACUGUACACUGGGUUCAGUCUGUUCACUGGCUAGGCUAUCUAUGAGGACACAAAAGUACACACUACAUGGCCACUGGCUCCAAACGUCAACUGCAACUGGAAGACUUUCAAUGGAGGAACCUAAUCUCCAGACUGUGGAGCAUAUGGUUGAGUUCAAAUUGAGUACGGAUAAAGAUGGGAAUGAUGUUGACGCAGACGAUUAUAAGAUAAAUGCACGUGAUUUCUUUGUUCCUACCCAGGAGAAUUGGCUACUGUUGACAGCAGAUUAUUCUCAGAUAGAAUUGCGGCUCAUGGCACACUUCUCUAAAGAUGCUUCAUUGAUUCAACUCCUUACUAAGCCACAUGGCGAUGUUUUUACCAUGAUAGCAGCACGAUGGACUGGAAAAACAGAGCAGUCUGUUAACACAGAUGAACGAGAUCAGACAAAAAGAUUGGUGUAUGGGAUCCUGUAUGGAAUGGGCUCCAAAACUCUUGCUGAACAGCUGGAUUGUAGUUCAGAUGAAGCUGCACAAAAAAUUAAAAGCUUUAAAAGUUCUUUUCCUCGUGUUGCUUCUUGGCUCGAGGAGGCAGUUGCAUCUUGCCAUAAGAAAGGAUAUGUGGAAACCCUAAAGGGAAGAAAGCGCUUCUUGUCGAAGAUAAAAUUUGGAAACAGUAAAGAAAAAGCGAAAGCCCAGAGGCAAGCAGUUAAUUCUAUCUGUCAGGGAUCUGCUGCCGAUAUAAUCAAGAUUGCAAUGCUAAAGAUAUACUCGGUGAUUGUUGGAGUUAACAGGGCAGCUUCUGACUCUUCAAAUUCGACUGACUUUUGCAUGCUGAAGGACCGGUGUCGAAUUCUUUUACAGGCUGAUAGACUGGUAUUUGUCCUUGUCCAGGUACAUGAUGAAUUAGUCCUGGAGGUUGAUCCCUCGGUGAUCAAGGAAGCUGCACUGUUGUUGCAGACUAGCAUGGAAAGUGCUGCCUCACUUCUUGGUAUGCAUUCAGUACAGUUACAUUUUUCUUUAUUUGAAUUUUUAUAUAUAAGCCAUAACUAUCCUCUACUUUUUUCAGUUCCUUUGCCAGUAAAACUGAAAGUUGGAAGAACAUGGGGUUCCUUGGAACCUUUCCAGGCAGAUAAAUUUUCAAAUGAACUGAAGAGGUGA
This is a messenger RNA of Turnera subulata, 6597 nucleotides long. Lineage: Eukaryota; Viridiplantae; Streptophyta; Magnoliopsida; Malpighiales; Passifloraceae. The record is from the annotation of a GenBank genome assembly.